This is a messenger RNA of Nelumbo nucifera (sacred lotus), 6360 nucleotides long. Its product is annotated as myosin-6. Gene Ontology annotation, biological process: actin filament organization. Gene Ontology annotation, cellular component: myosin complex; cytoplasm; actin cytoskeleton. Gene Ontology annotation, molecular function: microfilament motor activity; actin filament binding; ATP binding. The record is from RefSeq and is a predicted model, not a curated record. Lineage: Eukaryota; Viridiplantae; Streptophyta; Magnoliopsida; Proteales; Nelumbonaceae.
UUUAGUUUUUGCCUUUUAUCUCUCCCUUUCUCUGCUGUGUAGUAAUCUGAUUCUGUUAUUUUCGAGGGGGAGAUGGGGAAGGAUGGAAGCCUAGCGAAGAAAGGAAGGCAGAAGUGAAGUUCGAGGGAGGGAAGAUGGUAAUGAGGGUCUAACAGAGGGGGAGAAGCUGAAACAAGGAAGGGCGGUCUUAAAGAAAAUUGUCGAUAGAGAGAGGUGGAUAUCGUGGAUAUUGGCAAAUCGUUGGGUUUGUUUUUCAUGGCAGGAGAUGCCUUUGUCGGAAGAGCUUUUGAAGAAUUUGAGAAGAGAAGGAGGGAAGAAAGCAUUAAGAGAUCAGCUACAGGGGAGGGGGGCAGAGAUUUGGAACGAGGAAGGAGGGCAUGAAGACUUUUGUGAUGGGGAAGAUUGAGUUUGGUCGCGAGAAGAAAUAGUGGGGGUCGAUGGCUGUUGCUGGAAGGAUUGGAUCUUGAGCUUCAUUUUGCAUCGUUGUGUAUGUUUUGGUUGUAAGUCUUGUUGUUAGAUCUUUGGGAGGUUUGCCUUAGCACCUGCGAUGUGGUUGUAUCCAGAAAAGAGGAGGAAAACUGAAAAGAAGAACAUGAAACAAAGAGAAAUGUAUAGGGAGAAGGAGGAACAUUACAGGGUUUUUAGUCUUCUUCACACAGGCAGGUUUUUGGCAAAUAGGUUGGUGAAGGGUUAAGCAGCUUGAUGGUUUAUACCUGUUUCCCGCGUUGGGCUUCUGCAACAGUCUACAUGCAGUCUCAACGCCUUACUAUAAACACUAGAAAUAAUUUAUAUUCGUAAUAAUACAUUAAUACCUACUAUAGAUGGGAGAAUUUUUGGUUGGUACAAGGGAUAAUUGAUAAAGGUUUACUUAUCAAAACAAAAAAAAAAGAAAAAAAAUUGAUAAAGGUUUCUUCGACUAUCCAGGAGCAGGUGGGGUUUCGAUCAGAUCGAGCUCUUAAAAUGGCUGCUUCUAUCAAUUUUGUGGUUGGAUCUCAUGUUUGGGUGGAGGAUCCUGAGGUAGCUUGGAUAGAUGGGGAGGUUGUGGGGGUAAAGGGUGAAGAAAUUAAAGUCAGCUGUACAUCAGGGAAAACGGUUGUUGUUAAUGUAUCUAACGUCUAUCCCAAAGAUGAUGAUGCACCAUCGUGUGGUGUGGAUGAUAUGACAAGACUGCCAUAUUUGCAUGAACCAGGAGUUUUGCAUAAUCUAAAGGCUAGAUAUGACGCCAAUGAAAUUUAUACUUACACGGGAAACAUAUUGAUUGCUGUGAAUCCCUUUAAAAGACUCCCUCAGCUGUAUGAUAGUCAAGUGAUGGAACAAUAUAAAGGAGCAGCAUUUGGUGAGCUGAGCCCACAUCCUUUCGCUAUCGCAGAUGCUGCUUAUAGACUGAUGAUCAAUGAGGGGAUAAGUCAAUCAAUUCUUGUAAGUGGAGAAAGUGGAGCAGGUAAAACAGAAAGCACAAAAAUGCUUAUGCGUUAUCUUGCAUUUAUGGGAGGAAGAGCUGCAACUGAGGGGAGAACAGUGGAACAGCAAGUACUUGAGUCUAAUCCUGUUCUAGAAGCAUUUGGUAAUGCAAAGACUGUCAGAAACAAUAAUUCAAGUCGUUUUGGUAAGUUUGUGGAGAUCCAGUUUGAUCAGCGGGGAAGAAUUUCAGGAGCUGCCAUCAGAACCUACUUGCUAGAGCGAUCACGUGUUUGUCAAGUGUCUGACCCUGAGAGAAAUUAUCAUUGUUUCUACUUGCUUUGUGCUGCACCACCUGAGGAUGUUGAGAGGUUCAAAUUGGGAAACCCAAGGGCAUUCCAUUAUCUGAAUCAAUCAAAUUGUUGUGAGCUUGAUGGAAUAGAUGAUUCAAAGGAAUACAUUGCAACUAGAAGGGCGAUGGAUGUUGUUGGAAUCAGUACUGAUGAGCAGGAUUCAAUAUUCCGAGUUGUGGCUGCAAUUCUGCAUUUAGGCAACAUUGAGUUUGCAAAAGGCAAGGAAAUAGAUUCAUCUGAACCGAAAAAUGAAAAAUCUUGGUCACAUCUCAGAACUGCUGCCGAACUUUUUAUGUGCGAUGAGAAGGCUCUAGAAGACUCCUUGUGCAAAAAAGUGAUUGUAACUCGUGAUGAGACUAUAACAAAGUGUCUUGAUCCUGAAUCAGCUGCUCUCAGUAGAGAUGCUUUGGCAAAGAUUGUCUAUUCGAGGUUGUUUGAUUGGCUUGUGAAUAAGAUAAAUAGUUCAAUUGGUCAAGAUCCUGAUUCAAAAACCUUGAUAGGAGUGCUGGAUAUUUAUGGAUUUGAGAGUUUCAAGACAAACAGCUUUGAGCAAUUCUGUAUCAAUUUGACAAAUGAGAAACUGCAGCAACAUUUCAAUCAGCAUGUUUUUAAAAUGGAGCAAGAGGAAUACACAAAAGAAGAAAUUGAUUGGAGUUACAUAGAAUUCAUCGAUAACCAAGAUGUUCUAGAUCUUAUUGAAAAGAAACCUGGUGGGAUCAUUGCUCUUCUGGAUGAAGCUUGCAUGUUUCCAAGAUCAACACAUGAGACGUUUGCUCAAAAGCUGUAUCAGACAUUUCAAAAACAUAAGCGCUUCAGCAAGCCAAAGUUGUCACGUACUGACUUCACCAUUUCGCAUUACGCAGGUGAUGUUACUUAUCAAACCGAGUUGUUCUUGGACAAGAACAAAGACUAUGUUGUUGCUGAGCAUCAAGCAGUCUUAAGUGCUUCAAAGUGUUCCUUUGUCUCCAGUUUGUUCCCACCAUUGCCUGAGGAGUCAUCUAAAACUUCAAAGUUCUCAUCAAUAGGCUCACGAUUUAAGCAACAACUACAAUCUUUGCUUGAAACUCUGAAUGCCACUGAUCCACACUACAUUCGUUGUGUGAAGCCGAAUAAUCUUCUUAAGCCAUCUAUAUUUGAUAACAACAAUAUUCUACAGCAGCUUCGAUGUGGGGGAGUCAUGGAAGCAAUUAGGAUAAGUUGUGCAGGAUAUCCUACAAGAAGAACAUUUUCUGAAUUCUUAGAGCGGUUUAGCAUUCUCGCACCAUGCGUUCUGGAUGGAAGUGAUGGGGCUACAGCUUCAAAGAAGUUACUGGAGAAGACAAAUCUACAAGGUUAUCAGAUUGGAAAGACAAAGGUAUUUCUUAGGGCUGGCCAGAUGGCAGAACUCGAUGCUCUCAGGAUUGAAGUUUUAGGAAGAUCAGCGAGCCUUAUCCAGAGGAGAGCCCGCACAUACUUGGCUCGGAAAAACUUUAUAUUAUUGCGGUUAUCUGCUAUACAGAUCCAAACUGCAUGCAGAGGACAAAUUGCUCGACAACUGUAUGAGAGCAUGCGGAAAGAAGCUGCCUGUGUGCGGAUCCAGAAAUACUUGCGCAUGUAUCUUGCUAGGAAAGCCUAUAAAAAGUUGUGCUCUUCAGCUGUUUCUAUUCAAACAGGUAUGCGUAGGAUGGCUGCUCGUAAUGAACUUUGCUUCAGGAGGCAGACAAAAGCAGCAAUAAUUAUCCAGAGUUGGUGCCGAAAAUACUUGGCUCGCUUAUACUACUUCAGGCUAAAGAAGGCAGCCAUUACCACGCAGUGUGCAUGGAGAGCAAGAGUUGCUAGAAGAGAGCUACGGAAACUCAAGAUGGCUGCUAAGGAAGCUGGUGCUCUGAAGGCUGCUAAAGAUAUGUUGGAAAAGCAAGUUGAAGAAUUGACAUUGCAAUUGGAAAUAGAGCAACGAAUGCGGGUGGACAUUGAGGAAGCAAAGAAACAAGAAAAUGCAAAAUUACAAUUGGCUUUACAAGAGAUGCAACACCAAUUUGAUGAAACAAAAGCAAUGCUGGCAAAGGAACGUGAGGAUGCGGAAUUGGCUUUGCAAGAGACACAACACCAAUUUGAUGAAACAAAAGCAAUGCUAGAAAAGGAGCGUGAGGAUGCAAAAUUAGCUUUGCAAGAGAUGCAACGUCAAUUYGAUGAAACAAAAGCAAUUCUGGAAAAGGAACGUGAGGMUGCRAAAUUGGCUUUGCAAGAGAUGCAAUGUCAAUUCGAUGAAACAAAAGCAAUUCUGGAAAAGGAACGUGAGGCUGCAAAAUUGGCUUUGCAAGAGGGGCAACACCAAUUUGAUGAAAAUAAAGCAAUGCUGGCAAAGGAACAUGAGGCUGUGGAAAGGACAGCAGAGCAAGCUCCCAUCGUAAAGGAAGUUGCAGUUGUUGAUAAUGCAAUGUUGGAUAAGCUUACUGCCGAAAACGAAGAACUCAAGGCUUUGGUGAGUUCUCUGGAAAAGAAGAUUGAUGAAACAGAGAGAAAGUAUGAAGAAACAAAUAGAGUUAGUGAAGAAAGGCUGAAGCAAGCUUUGGAUGCAGAGGCAAAGAUGACUCAAUUGAAGAUUUCAAUGCAAAGGCUUGAGGAGAAGCUUUCUAAUGUGGAAUCUGAGAACAAAGUUAUACGGCAGCAAUCAUUUUUAAAUUCACCAGGGAAACGUAUGUCCGGACAUUUAUAUAUUUCAACAGAUAAGAGUUUAGAAAAUGGUCACCAUGAGAGUGAAGAGACAAAAGCCAAUGAAGCACAGAGUGCAACGCCUGUUAAGAAGUUUGGAACAGAAUCUAUGAGGUUGAGGAGGUCCAACAUCGAGAGACCACAAGAGAGUGUUGAUACUCUUCUCAACUGUGUGACACAACAUCUUGGAUUCAGUCAGGGAAAGCCUGUUGCAGCAUUUACCAUAUAUAAAUGCCUACUCCAUUGGAAAUUGUUUGAAGCUGAAAGAACUAGUGUAUUUGACCGUCUUAUUCAGAUAAUAGGUUCUGCGAUUGAGAAUCAAGAUAACAUUGAACGUAUGGCUUACUGGCUGUCAACUACCUCUUCCCUGUUGUUCCUUCUACAACGCAGUUUAAAAACUAGUGGUAGCACAAGUGUUUCAACUCCACGCCGGAAACCUCCCCCUCCAACAUCAUUAUUUGGGAGGAUGACUCAAGGCUUCCGCUUGUCUUCUGCACAACUUGCUGUAGGUUUAGAUGUUGUACGCCAAGUUGAGGCCAAAUACCCAGCAUUGCUGUUCAAGCAGCAGCUGACAGCAUAUGUGGAGAAGAUAUAUGGAAUUAUUAGAGACAAUGUGAAGAAAGAAUUGGGAUCACUACUUUCCCAAUGCAUCCAGGUACCAAGAGCAUCAAGGGGAGCUAUGUUGCGACCUGGGCAAUCAUUUGACAAUAAUUCUCCAACUGAUCACUGGCAGAACAUUAUUGAGAGCCUCAACGCACUUCUCAAUACAUUGAAAGAAAAUUUUGUUCCUCCAAUUCUCAUUCAGAAGAUGUUUGCUCAGACUUUCUCAUAUAUAAAUGUACAGCUCUUUAACAGUUUUUUACUACGCCGAGAGUGUUGCACAUUCAGCAAUGGGGAAUAUGUGAAAUCUGGGUUAGAGGAACUGGAGCUAUGGUGUUCCGAAGCAAAGGAAGAGUAUGCAGGAUCAGCAUGGGAUGAACUUAAGCACAUAAGGCAAUCUGUUGGGUUUUUGGUUAUACACCAGAAGUCUAGAAUUUCGUAUGAUGACAUCACCAAUGACCUCUGCCCAAUUUUGACUGUCGAGCAGCUUUAUAGAAUAUGUACAUUGUACUGGGAUGACAACUACAAUACUCCAACUGUUGAUCCAGCUGUCAUUUCUAGCAUGAAGGAGAUGAUGACGGAGGACAACAACAAUGAUGUUAGCAACUCCUUUUUAUUGGAUGAGAAUUCCAGCAUUCCCUUCUCAGUGGAAGAGAUAUCAAGUUCUAUGCAAGAGAAGGAGUUUGCAUACGUGAAACCUGCAGCAGUACUUCUUGAGAAUCCAGCUUUCCAAUUUUUACAGGAGUGAGGCUGUUCUCAACCAAUUCUUUUCUCGCUGGAAUAUUUUACAACUCAAAGGUAGAAAGUAAAUCCCCAGUCUCUUCAGUAUGCCUUCAUUUAAUGUAAAUUCUCCCUUUAUUCCUCUUUUUUCAUCAUAUAUUAUUUUUCUCUGCAUCCAUGCCCUGCUGUAAAAUUAUUCUUUGAAUUUAGAUUUUUGUAAAAUGCCUAGGGUGAUUCAGAAUAGUUAAGAGGGGUAGGAUAGAUUUUGUUUUCCUUUUGAUCGAUGCACCAUUUUUUGUUUUAUUUUCUUUUUGGUAUUGGGGCAGCAUUCUUUGUAAGGAGGUUAGGAGGCAAGCUUACUGUUGGUGGGAGGUGUCAAUCUUGUUCCCCCUGCCCUCCCAAUUUUCAUUGUAUAAAGCGUCAAAUAUGUGACCACAUUUAUAGGAGAAUUCUUUGGUUCCUAAUUUUUUGUACACCUUGUAUACACUCUGGAUGGAUUUUUUACAACAAAGCAAGCAGGCUUGUAAAAAAAAAUAUGUAUUACUGUCACUUGCUGUUACUUUAUCACUCAGUUGAAAAGGAAUUGAUUUGUUUCAGA